Messenger RNA from Parnassius apollo (apollo), 894 nucleotides. NCBI's taxonomy places the organism in Eukaryota, Metazoa, Arthropoda, Insecta, Lepidoptera, Papilionidae. The record is from the annotation of a GenBank genome assembly.
AUGUCAGGAAAUAAAGUAAUCUUGUCGGAUGUGGAGACCGCUUCUUCAAACAAGUCUUCCCAAAACCUUUCUGUUGCUCCACCUAGACCUCCACGAUCGCUGCGGGAAAAAGUACUUACAAAAUCCAGUUUAACAAAAGCAACACCUAGCGAGAAGUUGUCGCAGCCAUCAUCUCAUCCUGCAACAGGAAAACGUCCAGCGGACUCUGCUCCGACGGACGCAUCUAUAACAAGCAAAAAUGCCUCUUCGCACACCCCCACUCUGCGAACUAAAAUGUCGCUAACUUCAGUUAAAAGCGACAGCUCGAUCCGAUCCUCCGUCUGUGACCCGGUAGAUGCGGCUAUCGACAAAGUAGCAAACUGGAAGCAGGAAGAAAUUCCUCCACUUCCAGUUUUAUCCGACGAAGAACUUUCGAUCAUAUCUGCGCCGGAAUCACCACUAUCGGAGGCACCGGAAAAAGGAAGACCCAGCCUGCUUUUUAACUCCAACAGGCGACUGGGGGUGGAAAUGGAUAUGGCAACAAAAGAAGCGAACGAAAUGCUUCUGAGAGGGAAGGAAGCGCUAGAAAUGGCAGGGAAUAUGAAGAAGGAGUGUAAGUUAACAGCUUUAGAGAGUCUGCAGUCCCUCUACGAGAUGGUCCUGGCGCUGUCAGAUUCCAGAUCUAGACAUAAGCAUAACCUAGAAAGGGAACGGUCACGCAACGCUCAAGAACUAAUGCGAGUGGAGCGCUCCCAUAACAAGAUCAUCACCCAGCUUAUGAAGGAAAUGGCUUCCGAGCUAGGCCAUGCCAGGACAGAUAUAAAAAAUACUCUCCAGGAAUCCAAGGCGAUACGGGGCUGGUUGAACUUUGAAACCCAAGAGCCCUUCCGCCGAGCGACCUACUCAAAGCUGUGA